Molecule: messenger RNA, 9883 nt
Organism: Venturia canescens
Lineage: Eukaryota; Metazoa; Arthropoda; Insecta; Hymenoptera; Ichneumonidae
Gene: Efa6
Product: Exchange factor for Arf 6
Exons: 13
Coding region: 1268-4735 (1155 amino acids)
Biological process (GO): regulation of ARF protein signal transduction
Molecular function (GO): phospholipid binding; protein binding; guanyl-nucleotide exchange factor activity
Source: RefSeq, a predicted model, not a curated record
UCUAUAGAUUGCAAAUAUAUUUUCGCACGUAUAUAUAUAUGUGUAAACUGGUAUGGCGGUUGCGCGCGUUCACGGUUCGUGCGAGUGGUGGUUCAGGAGUGUCUCGCGAGGGUCGUAGGAGCGUUCAGUUGGCAAGGUGAAGUGUGUGUGUAUAUAUCUGGCGUUUACACAGUUACAAAGUGCAUAGUGACGCGAGUGCACGUGUAUUAGAGCGAGAGAGAAAGAGAAUUCGAUAGAAAGAGAACAAGUAUAUCGGUAGCUCGCGGUUGAGAGAAGCAGAGGCCGGAGUGAUGUGUUUAGUGGUCGACGCGCCAGCGCCAACCUUAGGCCGUAAGUCGGUACGGUUGCUCUGCUGUUGCGUGGCUUAGAGCAAAAAGAAAAAAUCAAAUAAAAGGUCUAGUACGAAAGGGUUAGCGGUAAAAGAAAGGUACACGCGUAUAUACGUGUACAUGUAUAUAUAAAUAAAGUUUUGCAGCACUAGCCGAGUGCAGGAGUGGCGUUACAGUUGUUGCCUGCAUUCCGUCAUCGGUUGGCGCCCCGGGGCCGACUGUUUGAAGAGUGUGCGUGUGUGUUUGUGUGUGAGUGUGUUGCGUGGUCUCUCGGUGCGGUUUUCGCAGGGCUGCAGCCGAACGAACCUGUGAAUCGGGUCUACGGGGUGCCGAAGAAGUACAAGUUUUCUCGCCUCUCGCAAAUCUUCCAUUAACAAUCAUAAUGAUAAUAAUAAUACGGAUAAUCGUUGAGCAACCUCGGGAAAAUGAAAAUUUGUGACGAAUUGUCGAGUUUGACACACGUGUGCGCGAGUUUUCAACGGUGAAGAUUCAAGCGAAUCGCAAAAAAAAAGCGACAACCUGUAAUUAAUUCUUUCGAGCGUCCGUUAUUUUGUUAUUUUUUCGUGCGUUCGCCAUUGGCUGUUUGUGAGAGAAAAAGCUGCUCGCGCCUAAUUAUUGGUCAUCCUGUUAUUAUCCGCUGUACAAUCCUUUUUUUCGCGACCGCUUGUGUUUACAUCGCGAACGAAAAUUGCGCAUUGUUGUAUAUUUUAUUGGAAGUUUUGAGAGAAGAGUGCUGCCUCCCUCAAUUCGCGUUUCUCGGUUAAACAUAUCAAUGAGAAUCUAAUUGCUAGUUGAUCGAUGAAAUACGCCGUGUUAUUUUGCCAAAUACCGACUAAUCCCUCCCAGUCCCAUAACGAACCGUGUGCGAGAGAGAGAAAGGUCCAGUGAGUGCGGUGAGCUCGUGAGGUGAGGAUCGAUGUCGGUGCUACUGUGAAAACAUGGCUGAGGAACUGUUGGUAACGCUGAGCAGAAGCGACAACGCCGGUUUUGGUUUCUCGUUGCUCGGGACUGCCGGACUUCCUCACGUUAUUUACGACAUCGUCGAAAAUUCACCCGCCGCCGAAAGUGGCAAGGUCGAAGCGGGCGAUGUUAUAUUGAGGGUGAACGAGGUUGACGUCAACCGAUUUACGACCAAAGAAGUCCUCAAAUGCCUGAGGCUAUCCUCGGAUCCGGUCACCCUCAAGCUUCGGAGGGACCCUGCGAUAAAAGCUCAUGUGAGGAGGCUUCUGUCACCCGGGCAACAAACACGCGAUUGCACAGAGACGUCGAGCAGAUCCUGCCGGCAGCAAAGCGGAGGAGGAGAAGAAGUCAGCAGUGAAAACCAUUCGAGACAGACCGAGAAUCACGAGGAUAAGAGUGUCAACAGGAAGUCAAGCUCACCGGAAUUGCCUGUUGGCUCGCCCCAAGCACCUAUUGGAGCCUCCCAGUAUGCCACUAGGAGCAACGGUUCUUACAGCGAUGCUUCCGGUUCGUCAGAGUUCGAGGCACUCCUGCCACAGAUCGACAGUUUCAAGGAGGAAGAACGCGCUCAGUGGGAGCCCCUUUCCGGUGACAAAUUCAGUCGACAGAAAAAUACCCCUAGAUUCGAGGCUUACAUGAUGACCGGCGAUCUAAUGCUUAAUCUGUCGCGUACGCAACAGAGUACAGGCCUACUACCGAAAUAUCAGAAAAAAGUAGAUUCACUGAGGUACAACAAUCACCACAUGAAUCAUCACAAUCACCACAACACUCACAAUUAUCAUCACCACCAUCACCAUCAUCAUCAUAAUUCAGUACCGACAAGUCCGAACGAAAUGUUGGGUCAUCAUCGUGGUUACAAAGGAGCGACGGGUGGUGGUUCAAACUCGGCGAGUACAUCUCCAGUAGGAAUAAGUAAACGUGAAAGUAUAACGUCGCAGUGUCCGAUGAGCGGUGACAACAAGACAAACUCAAAUUUCGGCUAUUCGAGCGGUUUCGUAAGAACGUCGAGAUCGGAGGAUCAUUUGCAAUUUCAAAAAGAUCCAUCAAUGAGCGCAGUCGAUAUUGACAUUGACGACGACGUUACGUCCAGUUUGAAUACGCUGCUGGACACGAGACCGGACAGCGGACAAGGAGUGUCGAGCGAGCGCAUCGUGUGGACUUACAACGCACCUGUGAGCUCACCCUCUGCAUCCGAACGCACGUCUUGCUGUCAGAAUGGAAGUUCGUCACAAUCAUCGAGCAGCUCUUCGACCGAAGGAACAAGUCCUCAAAGGUCUCUCUCACCGGCUUCUCCGACCUCCGUAUCAUCCUCAGUUAUGUCAUCGAAUUCUGGUUCUCGCAGGUUUCCAUUACCAUCGAAUCAAAUACACCCUGGAGACAAUUGUAACGCGACCAAUAAUCCAACAACCAACACAACUACCGCUACAACCACCGUGAUGUCGUCAUCGAUCACCAGUAAUCAGGGUACAAACAAUUAUUUACCGACGAACGGUGAUCUCAGCCAAUCCGAGGCGAUAAGUAACAUGUCCAGUCCGGACUACAACGACGAAGAAACCAUGGAUAUUCUCAGUGCACGUGAUAUCAUGAUGGUCAGUGAUCCCAGUGACAGUGACUCUACGAUAUUGGCUAGUGAACCACCCCAAAGACGCAUUAAAAAGAGUCACAAUUAUCCCAACAAUCAAGAUACCAGUGAGCAUAGAAUAGUUAUACAAGUUAAAGGCCCUGAUAAAGAUACCAAUGCAAGAAACAGCACUAGCCCCAGACAGAAUAGAAGACGCAGUAGUAAUCAAAAUGUCGCUCCAACUUCCGAUGCUCAACAAACCACCCCCAACAAUCAACGCACUAAUAAUUCCACCGUGAGUUCAGCCAACCAACCCGAAUUUUGUGGUUAUCAGGAAUUGAAAGAAAGCGAGGAUGAAUUUCUACACGUCGGUGGUAUGUGCGAUGAGCAAAAACCCAGUGGAACAUCGCCACCACAAUCGGCUGACGAAGAGAGUGACAUCGAGAGCUUGCACAGCUUCCAUUACAGCCCCAAAGCUGUCGAUUUACCGUCGGCCAUAAGACUUGCCAAGAGACUUUACUCGCUCGAUGGCUUCAAAAAAUCCGACGUGUCCAGGCACUUGAGCAAAAACAAUGAUUUUAGCCGUGCUGUCGCUGAAGAAUACCUGAGAUAUUUCAGCUUCGAACGGGACACGCUGGACGUGGCUCUUAGAAAGUUUCUUGCGCAGUUUUCUUUGACUGGUGAGACUCAGGAACGAGAGCGAGUACUUGUACAUUUCUCCAAGAGGUAUCUCGACUGUAAUCCCGGCUCUUUCAAUUCUCAAGAUGCCGUACACACAUUGACGUGUGCCAUCAUGCUGCUCAAUACUGAUCUUCAUGGUCAGAAUAUCGGUAGAAAAAUGUCGUGUGCCGAAUUCAUCGAAAACCUUUCAGAGCUUAACGAUGGAGAUAAUUUUCCAAGAGAUGUCCUCAAACAGCUGUACACUGCGAUCAAAUCGUUUCCCCUCGAAUGGGCAUUGGACGAGGAAGGUGAUGACUCAGCGUCGCAGGUCGUACAGCAAGGAGACGGACCAACGUUGUCUGGUUCUGGAAAUCCGUUCCUCGAUGUGCCAAACGUUACCGGUGCUACAGAAUUUAAAAAGGGCUACGUUAUGCGGAAAUCCUGUUACGAUGCGAACGGGAAAAAAACUCCGUUCGGGAAAAGAGGAUGGAAAAUGUAUUAUUGUACAUUGAGAGAACUUGUAUUAUAUUUGCACAAAGAUGAACAUGGGUUUCGAAACGAUAGCCUCCACAAUGCUGUGAGAAUACAUCACGCACUUGCCACCAAAGCAUCGGAUUACACAAAAAAGCAGCAUGUAUUCAGAUUGCAGACUGCCGAUCAAGCUGAAUAUCUCUUCCAAACGAGUGAUUCCAAAGAACUUCAAUCUUGGAUCGACACGAUAAAUUUCGUUUGUGCCAGUUUCUCUUGUCAGCCUCUCGCAGGAGCGGUAGGUUCUCAACGAAAGUUUCAACGGCCUUUGCUUCCCUGCAGUCACACCAAAUUGGCGCCUCGGGAACAAUUAAGGGACCACGAAGAGAGGGUUAAUAGACUGGAAGCGGAACUGGACGAGCACAGACGGCAUCCACCUGAACGGGGUGCCAAGGCUCUUACUGUUCAGAAUUACAAGGAAAAAGAUGCGUAUCUUCAUUACGAGUUGAAAAGGUACAAAACGUACGCUUAUUUACUGCGAUCAAGACUCGCGUUCACGGAAGUGGAGCCUUCACUCGUGGAGAGUUGCAUAGGCGAGGUUGACGAGAGCGGCAGCGGUGCUCUGUUGAACGCCGAGGUAGCUCUCGUACCACCGCCAGUUCCCGAUCGACCAGCUACAAAUAGGUAUAGUUACAGGGCUGCCAUUUACAACCGUAAUCUUCUGAAUGAUCAGGAUUACAGCGGUGACGUUGGUUGACGUGUAAUCGGUGUCUUUUCAGCAUGUGUGGUCUAGUCUGACCUCUGCAUACGUAGGCAGAAGCAUCAGCUUGAAUGUGAAGAUAUAAUUCAUCUCUGGAAUAAUGACUAGAAAAAAUAUUAAAUAAUAAAAUCACAAACUGAGAAAAAAAAGAAAACUAUUUCGAGGUUGCAGCAUUUUUACACGAGGAGCAAUUGUUUUACCGUACUAAACUGAUUUCUAUUAUUGUUUAAUGUUGAAUGUUCUUUUUCCAUCUGAAUAUUGUUCCUUCGUUAUUGAUAUUUGAUCUCUUCUUCCAAAGUGUACUAUUUUAAAAUUUUCAUAUUCUUCACUUUUUACUUUUAAUGAACGAAAAAAAAAAAAACAAACUUCCGAGCAACUGUUGCCACUCGCCUGCAUAUUCAGAUUCCUAGUCCAUUCGUUGCCGAAAAAUUAUAAUGGGAAUCCCAUUGGUGUUUGGAUCUGGGCUAACUUGUAACGAAUGUAAAAGGGGAAAAGGAAAAACAAAAACGAUAAAACACUUACACAUACUUAUACUUAAACUGGAUUUCGAAGGUAGAAGACGGAGAAAAAAUUAAUGCUGUUGAAAUUCGUUCGGGACAAAGCUCUUUUUUUGUCCGUGCCUUGUGGAAAGACAAGACCAGUUGAGUAUAGAAUGAUAAACGAAAUAUAUAUCUGUACAAAUCGUAUAUUGAUAAUGGUAUCGAACGUUGAAUCUCUGUUAAUGAACAAAGAAAUCAGAAACACGGGUCGUUUACGUACGUAUUAGUUGGUAAAUAAUAAAAUCAUUACGGUAGUAAAGACGAUCGAAUUAUUUGAAUUCAUUUAAAUUACUAUACGACGUGGUGCUGGUCUUUUUACAAGUAUUAUAUAAUAACAUAGUUAUAUUAUACAUAUAUAUAUAGAUAUUGUAUGUAUUAUGUAUACUUUUGAACUUAAACUUUUGGCUCAUGCUUUGCGUUAAUCGUAAAUCAUUCAUCAAUCGUAAUUCAAACACACGACUAACUCUUGUAUUUCAUUGGAACAAGGUAAAAUAAGCUGCUCAUCGCCUUCUUCUCAUCGCUGAUCCUAACUGUACGGAAAAUCUAGAAACAUUAAUCUAGCAUUAUCGUGUAUAGUUGUGUUAUUUAUUUAUUCUCAUUAUUUGUUUUUUUUUCUUCGCUUUGCGAAUUUGACUAAUUAUUCUGCAUUUUUUUAUUUUUUUAAAUUUUAUUUUAUUUAACAAAAAUUCUCAAUAUCGAGCAUCAUUGUAGCAUUAAGUUCUGCGAUCUAUUAGAAGUACGACGACCGUCAAUUAGUAUACGAUUCACUUCCGCGUUGGAAGUAAAUUGCUAGAUUUUCAUGAAGCGUCAAUAAUGCGAUUAUAAAUUUAUUUUUUGAUUAGUCUAUAUGAAAAUUUGAUGAAACGAAGAUAUUGGAAGCAGAGUCUGCAUUGACGUUCCUGGUUUUUUUUUUCUUACUGAAACUCUUGAAAAAUUGCAUCGUUGACGCAACGUACACGAGUUCGUUUCGAUCAUGAAAAUAUAUUUAAAUUGAAGAAUUUCGCGACGACAAAAAAGCUGACGAAUUCGUUAGUUUUCAUAAGAAGUUAAUCUUAUGGCCAAAGAAUCGAAAGAGCUCUCUAAACUUGUCAAAUGUGAAUAUGGCUCACAUUCGCUAUCGUCUUUACUCUUAGUCACUAAAAUUUUUGUAGAAAAUUCAUAGUUGAAGUAAUGAGAGAAGAUUUUGCAAAACUACGAAUGUUUCAAUGACCCGACGUUUUAAGGGUGAGCCGAUUCGAAAAAAUCAUAAUUUUAUUGCAUUCGAUCAAAAUUAUAUUUUUUACUCAAUGGGCCAUUGAAUGAACGACGUGUAAAUUAUUUUUCCAAUAGGUCGCGCUCGCCCGUGUUUGAAAAAAAUUCCUUUCUCCUAUGCAGUAUAUCGCAAUUUUGAAAAAAAAUGCGUACCAGUUCUUCCUCCAGAUUUUUUAUUUAUUUUGCUUGCGUUCAUUUUUCAGUCCAAUUAUUUAUUAUUUAUCGUGAUAAGAAGUAAAGGAAGAGAGAAAAACAUAAUUAUUUGAGACGUAACUACGUUAAUUAGUCGUACCGGAAGUCAAUCCGAAAGAUGUUUGCUUAAAAACUCGAAGGUGACGUUUACUAGUUGAACAAUGUUCUGCAUUAAAAUAUUUCAAAGAAUAAACAAUUUCAAAAAUAUUCUAACUGAGAUUUAGAUAGUUAGGUAUAGCAUUUUAUAAUAUUCGUUUAUAAACUCUGUUGCAGUAUUAAUUAGCUGUAGUGGUUCAUCGAAAAUAUUCAAAUAAAAAUUUAUAUAAAGUAUAUAUAUAUAUAUAAAAUGAGCGACUGCAAUUGAUUUGAUUGAUAUUCUUCAGCUAAAUUCGUAACUGCAACGAGAUAAAAUGCGUCUUUGUUACAACGAUACAAUGUUCAACUGACGUUUAGUUAGGCCACUAAAAUAGCGUUGUCCAACGUGCAUUGAGAAAAAACAGAAAAAGAAUUUACGGUUACAAGUACAACAAUGAACGUUGAUUUAGUUUACGCUUUGAGGUAAAUAAUAAAAAAAAAAAAAAAAACACACAAAUCAAAAAUUCAGCUUUCAAACGAUUUUAGUUAAUAAUUUCAAAAAUUCGAGUAAUUUCGGUAUUGAUCAUUCCAAACAAUCAACGCCACAGAUGUGUCGUUGAAUUUUUCUAAUUUUUUCUUCUUCAUUCGAGGGAAUGUAUAACAUGAUGAUUAAUAUAAACGAUCGACUAGUCCAAUUAGUGUCUUAGACAUGGUUCCUGUAAGUCAUACCGCUGCCCAAUUUUUCACAAAAAAAAAAACGAAAACAAAAAAAAAGAAAAGUCGUAUGUAUAAAUCGUUUCUGUAUUUUUUAGUUUUCCGUACUUUCUAUUGCGUAGUUAGAUUUUCGAUCCCGUCUCCCAUUUUUAUUACCGAUGUUUGUAUACAUUCGACAGGAAAAUUUUCUCACUAUGAUAUAUACAAAGUACAUUAUAUAGUGUAUAGAAGUAUCCUUGUGUAUAUAACGAAGAGGAAGAAGAGAAAAAAUAAAACUGUAAUAUAUGUGGAUAAUAUUAAUGAUUAUAAAUCUUACGAAGCUAAAGGCAAUAAAUAAAAUGUCUCCAAACUGUCAUAGUAUCUGCGAAGAAUUCUUGUGUAACGUUCCCACGUGAUCUUCGAGAUUUUCGUUCAGUAUGUACACCGAGGCCUUCAAAUAUCUACAAUUUCUAUUCAUUUUUUUAAAUUUAUUCUUCUUACGCUGUUUUUUCUUUCUUAUUACAGCAUGGGCAUGAUUUAUCAAUGGACUAACCACAAUUAUCACACAAAGGACUAUACUAAUAUGAGAUAUUUUUCACGUGUAGUUGUUUCUUUUGACUUCCAAAAUUUCUUGUUGAUUCAAAUGUUCGAUAUGCUCAAUGGUGUCUUUUUUUCUUUUACAAUUGGUGGAAAGAUUCUCCAUUAUUUUGAAUGUGUUUACAGAAUAAUCAAAAAAAUCUUUCAUCAUUCGAAUCGUCGUGUUAUAAUAAGAUCAAAUUUCGCAUGUUGCAUUCGCUAUUGUAUGCUCACAGAUCGGAGCAUAAAAUGCUUGGUCUUCGUACGAGGCCACGUUGAGUACGAGUUGAUUAAAGUUAUUCAUUUUUUUAUAUGGUUGUACACAUUCAAAGAAAAUUGUUGAGAUUUCCUUGGUCCUCGCAAUUUUUCCAACUACGUAAUUUUUCAUUACUCGAGAAGACGAAAACGAAGUUUUGACAGUUGCCGUAAAAUUAGUACAUGCUCGAACUUUGGAAUUGGUGCAAAAAUGUGACAGAUGAAAGAAUGCAUAAUUUGUGAUUGAAGAUUGCGAAUACUCGUAAAUCCAUUUUUCAUUUGAAAAUAAUGAAUUUUUUUAUCCAAGGAAUAAAGUAGCGCGAAAAUCCUUUCUGGAUUGAGGACUCGCGGAAAACUUGAUUAUCUUUUCUGUCCGCGGUCACGUGGCGAAAAUAAUAGGAUUGUUGGUUCUGUUGCAUGCCACAGGGAAGGAAUGGAGACAUCUUGAACGUCAGUCGGCAUCGAGUUGCCGAUUUGACCCCGUGUGCUGUACCUAGAGCUGCGUACAGAAGAUGUGCAGCGAGGCGAAGCCGAGUCCGUUCGUUAUUCGAGCAUUUUGUGGCCGAUUUAUUGAUUCAACGUUUUUAGAUAAAAUAAAAAAUGGAGAUAUGAAUAAUCGAUGAAAUAACGAGAAUUUAGGAGCUUUUCAAGCUAUCAUUAUUCCUCAUGACAAAGACACAUUAUUUAAUGGUUAGAAAUUCCAUUGAUCUGCACGAAAAAGCAGAAGAAUACGUCAAAGAAUAGAAUUUUCGACGAGAUAUAAAUUCUGUACGAGAUUUUCAAAAUACGAGUAGUUUUGGUGAGAUAAAAUAUCGCCGAUAAGCGAUUACGGCCGGACGUUUUGAAAACGUGGUAGAACGUCCGAGAUAAUCCAUUACGUUUUGGAUAUACGACUAGAAAAUUAUAUAUUGGCCAACGUUGUAAUUUGAGGCCUAGAUCUGAAUUUUUGGGUAGAUUCCUCCUUCAGCCUAACAAAAAUGGUACGAAUUCCUACACGACCUAACGAACAACGGAUUUCCUAUGACAAGUAGAGGCUGACAAUUUGCAUUCGAGUUGUAAAUAUACUCGAAGCAACAACUCCCCUACGAUAUCAUCGUUGUACCUUCUUUCGUACAGGAGAGUGAAGAUUCUCUUUGAUUUUUGAGUAUUUUAAAUACAGUUUAUCACGUAGAUGUGCCAAAGACUUGCAUUUAAAUGUAUUAAUACUUAUCUUACGUCUCGUAUACAUGUAAAUAUCUGGCUCAUUUGUUAUAGACUCUUGUUUACAUUUAGAUACUCUGAUUUGACGUUUUAAAAAAAAAAAAAAAGGGAAAUGCGAAAGAAAAUUCAAUUUCGCGUAUUACGAUUAAUUCGUUUUAAUUACGUACGUAAUUUUUGUUAGGUACUUAUCCCUUUCCUGGAUAUGGAAAUUCUCCUCGUUGUAUAUACUAUCCACGUAACUUCAAUAUUACUGUAUUGUUUCGAGAAAAAUGCGUUAGUCAAUAUUAUCCUCCAGCGGUAAAGAUCCUUUGUAAAUAUCCAUCUUAUAUUUAAUGAUGAAAAUAAUAAAAGCUAAACGACUGAA